This is a messenger RNA of Suillus discolor, 1866 nucleotides long. RefSeq lists its product as uncharacterized. The transcript is spliced from 2 exons. The record is from RefSeq and is a predicted model, not a curated record. Lineage: Eukaryota; Fungi; Basidiomycota; Agaricomycetes; Boletales; Suillaceae. Bases 1 to 1866 code for a protein of 621 amino acids.
AUGCCAUCCUCAGAAGUUUUGAACAAGGCCUUCAAUGAGGUAACUGCUGGCGUGCUCCAAAUUUUGGCAAGAGCCUUGCAGUCGAGCGAAGGUCCCACCGGCCACCUGAACAUGGCCACAGAGAUGGCAAACAUCAUGACUCCGGCAUUUCAAACUCAUGCACAGUCAGCAACUGAAAUCCCACCGAUCCUGCUUUUGGCGGCCAUGGAAUUAAUGGAGCAUGUAGAUCGUGUUAGUCAGACAUCAUUUCUUAGUGUCCCGGUGUGGAACAACAUCAAGUCUAAUGACUCUCGCAUCGAGCGCCAUCAGUUAUAUGGCAAGGCUCACAAGGUAAUUACUGUAUCGGCCCCAGCACCGAUGUCGCAACCUCCAGAUGCACCACCGGUCAAGGUGACAAAUACACCAGCAGUCCCUUCAGUGGUAGCAAAGUCCAAGCCGCCUGGAAGAUCUGUCACGCGGAAGACGCCGAUAGACUUGUGUGAGGACAGUGACAAAGUCGAAAUUGUUGGGGAUAUCAGCCAAAGUGAUGCUCUCCACAAGAGGAAGUGGAGGUCUACUGGUGCAUCCGAAGAGGUCGCCAUGUGCCAUGAAGACAAGGUCAUCGCGCCAGCGAUUGUGGACAAAGCUGAGGAUGUCGCCCCGGGCAAUACAAAUACAACGCUGACUAGACCGAGGCCAAAGCCGAAAAGCAAGCGGGUGGAGAUAGUAGUGUCGUCUGGGUCUGAGGUCCCAACGGAUAGGCAAGGGAAGGGAAGGGAAGUUACGUUGCCAUCAGAGAUACACCAGCAGGACCGUGAGUGGAAGAAGUCUAGAGAUGUGAGUUCUGGCAGGCUGCCGAAACAGGCCUCUAACCAUCCUCCGCUGAUGCGAAAUGCUGGUGAUCAACGGAAGCCAUGGUAUGAGGUUCAGGUCGGGAGCUUUGUCAUUCUAUCUUUAUGUUUGUCUCAUUACUGUAUUCUCCAGAAAAGGGCCAGCACUAGGACUGCCACACGCGACCGGCAACAAAGUGAAGCUAUGUUGGCGGAACAAAAGGCAAUGGUCACCCCUGAGCCUGUGGGUACCAGGAGCACGGCAAUGCAGGCUGAUGUCAAUGCUGUAAGCUCCCAAAAUGCCUUCAGUCUUCCUCCAUCUUAUUCGGUAAAGAACACUCCCACCGCCGCAAUUCCACUCAUGCCGCCUCCUCGUCCAACUCAAUCGCCUCUGUCAUUCACCGAAGAAAUGGAAGUUGACGCGUCCAGUGACACGGUUGCGAAGGAUUUGCAGGCCAUGACACUAGAGGUGAAACUUGAUUCGGUGUCGCCCCUCGCGGUGGUUCAGGACACCAUCAAUGACCUUCAGACUCAGGUGGCCGACAUCCGAACUCGGAACGCUCAGAUGGCCGAGUUGGUUCAAAUCAUGAACGGGUGCCUUGCUGCUCAGGAUACUGACAUCCGAGCUAUGGAGAAAAUGUGUGCCGAGAUCGCUGUAUUGCAAGAGGAGGUGAAGGCCUUGCAUGCCGAAUUUCAGACUCGUGAGGCUCAGAUCCGGAGCGCUGAUGCAAUGUUGACUGCACAAGGACAUCGUACCACCGUCCUGAUGGAUGCCUAUGAGUCCAUCCAGCAAUGUGUUGUCCCCAACCCACCCGUACCUCAUUUUAAUAAUGCUGUGUUCUUCCCCCCCGCCGGUCAUCCAGUCCCAUACAGUCAAGGCAUGAGUGCCGGGCAGGCGCAGGCAAUGGAACGGCUUUAUUUCAAUUUCACCCCAGGUCUGUCUACAAUUGCAGGUACUUCCGUUCCAAGUAUCGUCGCCGCACACGCCGGACCUUCAGGUUCCCAGAUCAACCAUCCCUUUGGUGAAUCGGCAUCUGGGAAGGGUCCCGCCGCUUAA